This is a messenger RNA of Colletotrichum gloeosporioides, 495 nucleotides long. RefSeq lists its product as uncharacterized. The record is from RefSeq and is a predicted model, not a curated record. Lineage: Eukaryota; Fungi; Ascomycota; Sordariomycetes; Glomerellales; Glomerellaceae. The coding region runs from base 1 to 495 and encodes 164 amino acids. The transcript is spliced from 2 exons.
AUGAGCACAGGAGACUUCGUGAAGUUUCGUCUUGUUCCUGUUCGUGAGGAGACUGUUCCAAGAGGGUUCAAACGAACAGAAUUUCCACCAUGCGCGGAGGUAAAAUCUGGCAACUAUCUAUAUCGGCCGGUGCCUAUGAAUGAUGUUGAAUUGGACUUCAUACCUCUUUCCCACCUCACUCUUCCGGGAAAGCACAGCGACGACGGUUGGCUUACCAUGUUCCCCAAGAAGUUGCAAACUCCUCUGAGUCGCCUGCCUGGAGUUGCGAAUCCAUCGGUUGUAGGAUGGGGCAUUAUUGUAAACGAAGUCUUCAACUGGACCCAUUUUCUCUUACUAGCUCUGAUUGGAGUUGUUUCCAUUGGCAUUGUCGUGGCUGUGUACUGGGGCAUAUCGUCAGACGCGUCUUCCGCCUUUGGACUCGGAGCAUUCCUGGUAGCAGUUUGUACGCUAUCGAUCUCUCUCAACUACAGCUACUGGCAGGACAGGUUGCAGUGA